AUUAUAUACAUAGGUGCAGGGACUUCUGCACAAAGAAUUUUGGCGACGACUGUGAACAGCAUCACGCGACAAGGCCUGCGCUGAGCCUGGACGCAAAGUAGCGAUCCUUCCCUGCCCUUCGGGCGCUUUUGAGGACCAGCAGCAGAAAUGCCGCUGCGUCUGGACAUUAAGAAGCAGCUGGUCCAGCGGACGGACCGUGUCAAGGGUGUCGAUGUGCACCCCACGGAGCCGUGGGUCCUGGCCAACCUGUACAACGGCAACGUUUACAUCUGGAACUACCUGGACCAGACUCUGGUGAAGUCGUUCGAGGUGACGGAGCUGCCCGUGCGCGCGGCCAAGUUUGUGUCGCGCAAGCAGUGGGUUAUCACGGGCUCGGAUGACAUGUUCAUUCGCGUGUACAACUACAACACCAUGGACAAGGUUAAGACCUUUGAGGCCCACACGGACUACAUCCGGUGCAUCACCAUCUCGCCCACCAUGCCCUACAUCCUGACCUCGUCUGAUGACAUGCUCAUCAAGCUGUGGGACUGGGAGAAGGGCUGGAACUGCGUCCAGGUGUUUGAGGGCCACUCGCACUACGUGAUGCAAGUGUCCUUCAACCCCAAGGACACCAACACCUUCGCCUCAGCGUCGCUGGAUCGCACCAUCAAGGUGUGGAGCCUGGGCCAGCCCACCCCCAACUUCACGCUGGAGGGCCACGAGAAGGGAGUCAACUGCGUGGACUACUUCAACGGUGGUGACCGCCCCUUCCUGAUCUCGGGUGCUGACGACAAGCUGGUCAAGGUGUGGGACUACCAGACCAAGGCCUGCGUUACCACCCUGGAGGGCCACCAACACAACAUCUCGUCGGCCAUCUUCCACCCGGAGCUGCCCAUCAUCGUCACGGGUUCGGAGGACGGCACGGUCAAGGUCUGGCACAGCACCACCUACCGUCUGGAGAACACCCUGGACUACCGUAUGGAGCGCGUGUGGAGCCUGGGCUACGCCAAGGGCUCCAACUGCAUUGCCAUCGGCUACGACGAGGGCUGCGUGAUGCUGAAGAUCGGCCGCGACGAGCCCGUGGCGUCCAUGGACAGCAGCGGCAAGAUCAUCUGGGCCAGGCACAACGAGAUCCAGACCGUCAACAUCAAGGCGCUGGGCGCCGACUUUGACAUGGCGGACGGCGAGCGCCUGCCGCUGCCCGUCAAGGACCUGGGCUCCUGCGACCUGUACCCGCAGAGCCUGCAGCACAACAUGAACGGCCGCUUCGUCGUCGUGUGCGGCGAUGGAGAGUACAUUGUGUAUACUGCUCUGGCGUGGCGCAACAAGGCCUUCGGCAGCGGCCUGGAGUUCGUGUGGAGCGCCGACGGCAACGACUACGCCAUCCGCGAGUCCACCAGCAAGGUCAAGAUCUACAAGAACUUCCAGGAGAAGAGCACGCUGCAGCUGGGCUUCAACGCCGAGGGCAUCCACGGCGGCGCGCUGGUGGCGGUGCGCGGCACCGACUUCGUGGUGUUCUACGACUGGGACGGCCGCGUGGUGCGCCGCAUUGACGUGGCGGCCAAGUCGGUGCAGUGGAGCGAGAGCGGCAACUCGGUGGCCAUCCUGGGCGACACCAGCUUCUACGUGCUGCAGUACAACCGGGACCUGGUGGAUGAGCACUUCGCUUCGGGUGGUGCCGCUGGCGAGGACGGUGUGGAUGACGCGUUCGAGCUGCAGGCAGAGAUCAGCGAGCGCGUGCGCACGGGCGUGUGGGUGGGCGAGUGCUUCGUGUACAACAACACCGCCUGGCGCCUCAACUACUGCGUGGGCGGCGAGGUGACCACCGUGGUACACCUGGACCGCCCCAUGUACCUGCUCGGGUACCUGGCCUCCUCCAACCGCGUCUUCCUCAUUGACAAGGAGUACAACAUCGUGUCGUUCACGCUGCUGCUGUCCAUGGUGGAGUUCAAGGCGCGCAUCUCGCGCGGCGAGCUGGACAGUGCCAUGGAGCUGCUGCCGCAGAUCCCCAAGGACCAGCACAACGCCGUGGCGCGCUUCCUGGAGGCCAAGGGCAUGGUGGGCACCGCCCUGGCCGUGGCCACCGACCCCGACUACCGCUUCGACCUGGCGGUGCAGCUGGGCGACCUGGAGGUGGCGCAGAGCAUCGCGCAGACGCUGGACUCCACGCCCAAGUGGAAGCAGCUGGGCGAGAUGGCGCUCACGGGGGGCAAGCUGGAGCUGGCGGCGGAAUGCCUGUCGCGCGCCAGCGACUUCUCGGGCCUGCUAAUGCUGGCAUCCGCGCGCGGCGACCGCGCCGGCAUGGCGGCGGUGGCGGUGUCGGCGGCGGCGGGCGGCAAGAGCAACGUGGCGUUCCUGGCGUUCUUCCUGCUGGGCCGCCUGGACGACUGCCUCAACCUGCUGCUGGACACCAACAGGCUGCCGGAGGCGGCCUUCUUCGCUCGCACCUACAUGCCGUCGGCCAUCACGCCAGCGCUGGUGAAGUGGAAGGCGGACCUGGCGGCCAUCAACCCCAAGGCUGCCGAGGCGCUGGCAGACCCAGCGGCGUACCCCAACCUGUUCCCGCACUUGGACGAGGCGCUCCGCGCAGAAAAGCUACUGGCGGCGGGUCGCGAUAGCAAGGUGCCGGCGGAGAACUACCUGGAGGCGGCCGCCAUCGCGGCGUCCACCAUGGAGGGCGGCCUGGACGGGCUGCUGGCGCGGUUGGGCGACCUGGGGCUAGGCGACGGCGAGGAGGCGGAGGCGGAUGAGGCGCCAGCGGCCUCGGUGCCGACGCCGGCACCCGCGCACCACGUGCACGAGGAGCAGGAGGACGAGGAGGAGGAGCAGGAGGACGAGGCGAUGGCAGAAGAGGAGGAGGAGGAGCAAGUGGUGCCUCCGGCGCCCCCCGCGCCGGUGGCCAAGCCCCCGGAGCCCGCGCCCGCGCCGCCUCCUGCGCCCGUGCCGCCCGCGCCGCAGCCGCCGGCACCCGCCGCUGAGCCUGAGGAGGAAGAGGAGGAGGAGGACCCCUUCGGCGACCCCGAGGGCGAGGCCGAGGAGGGCGACGGAGCGGGCGUGAACGCGGAGGACCUGGACGAUGACUGGGGUCUGGACGCGGACGGGGACGAGCAGGCGUGAGCAGGGAAAGCGGGCAGGCACAACUUUGUAGAUAGCGAAGGAGCACAUGAAGGACAUAGGUGCUGCGUGGAGUACAAGGCUAUCCAUGCAUUCCCAAGUAUCGGAAACCAUUUGUAGAGUAGAUCAAAUCUGUGCGCACGGUACUUCACUGGUGGCUUGUACCAGCAGGAGUGGGAAGGUGGGGCCUGGCAGGCCCAUUAUGUAGGGAGUUGCACGUGCUUUGAUGGCGUCCUUGUGUAACAUGUAGAUGCA
Chlamydomonas reinhardtii is the source of this 3348-nucleotide messenger RNA. RefSeq lists its product as uncharacterized. Gene Ontology annotation, molecular function: structural molecule activity; protein binding. Bases 148 to 3096 code for a protein of 982 amino acids. Gene Ontology annotation, biological process: retrograde vesicle-mediated transport, Golgi to endoplasmic reticulum; intracellular protein transport; intra-Golgi vesicle-mediated transport. Lineage: Eukaryota; Viridiplantae; Chlorophyta; Chlorophyceae; Chlamydomonadales; Chlamydomonadaceae. The record is from RefSeq and is a predicted model, not a curated record. The transcript is spliced from 22 exons. Gene Ontology annotation, cellular component: COPI vesicle coat.